Messenger RNA from Vicugna pacos (alpaca), 2477 nucleotides. It is a transcript of the gene OTOP3, whose product is annotated as otopetrin 3. Gene Ontology annotation, biological process: proton transmembrane transport. Gene Ontology annotation, molecular function: proton channel activity. The record is from RefSeq and is a predicted model, not a curated record. Gene Ontology annotation, cellular component: membrane. Lineage: Eukaryota; Metazoa; Chordata; Mammalia; Artiodactyla; Camelidae.
UGCACCGUCCGGGGAGCCCCCGGCAGGGUAAUUAACGAAGGAUUAAUGAGAGCCCCAAAGUCAACAGAAAAAUCAAUGGGCCGCGGAGCCCGAGAGGCGGCUGCGCAGUCCCGCGUGGGGGAGGGCCUCGGGGGCAUCGGUCCCAGCCCGGGGACCUCACCGGACGGACGAUCCGCGCUGCAGUGAUCAGCCGGUGGCGAUGCCUGCCCAGGCCUCAGCCCCUACUGAGGCUGCACCGGCUGCCCCUCCAGAAGCACAGGAGACUGAAGAGACCCUGGCCAAGGAGAACCAAGUGGACAUGGGGACAGAGGAGACAAGGGCCUCCACCUCGCCCCACAAGAAGUCCUGGUUGGUGCGACAUUUCUCGCUGCUGCUGCGGCGGGACCGGCAGGCCCAGAAGGCCGGGCAGCUCUUCUCCGGGCUCCUGGCCCUCAACGUGGUGUUCCUGGGCGGAGCCUUCAUCUGCAGCAUGAUAUUCAACAACGUGGCUGUCACGCUGGGCGAUGUGUGGAUCCUGCUGGCUGCGCUCAAGGCCCUGUCCCUCCUCUGGCUCCUCUACUACACGGCCGGUACCACCCGCCAGCCACACGCCGUGCUCUACCAGGACCCUCAUGCAGGACCCAUCUGGGUGCGGGGCUCCCUGGUGCUUUUCGGCAGCUGCACCAUCUGCCUCAACGUCUUCCGCGUGGGCUACGACGUGAGCCACGUCCACUGCAAGUCGCAGCUGGAGCUCAUCUUCCCUGUCAUCGAGAUCGUCUUCAUCGGCGUCCAGACCUGGGUGCUCUGGAAACACUGUAAGGACUGUGUUCAGAUCCAGACCAACUUCACUAGGUGUGGCCUGAUGCUGACCCUGGCCACGAAUCUGCUGCUCUGGCUUCUGGCUGUCACCAACGACUCCAUGCACAAUGAGAUCGAGGCUGAGCUCAGCGCCCUCAUGGAAAAGCUCUCAGGCAACGACACCAACAGCUGUCUGUGCCUCAAUGUCACCAUGUGCGAGGUCUUCCGGAAGGGCUACCUGAUGCUCUACCCCUUCAGCACCGAGUACUGCCUCAUCUGCUGCACCGUGCUCUUUGUCAUGUGGAAGAACGUGGGCCGCCGCCUGGCACCCCACGCGGGCGCCCACCCCGGCACCCUGCCCUUCCACCUGCACGGGGCCAUCUUUGGGCCGCUGCUGGGCCUGCUGGUGCUGGUGGCAGGCGUGUGCGUCUUCGUGCUCUUCCAGAUCCAAGCAAGCGGCCCCGCCAUCGCCCGCCAGUACUUCACCAUCUACUACGCCUUCUACGCAGCCGCGCUCCCCGCCAUGAGCCUGGCGUGCCUGGCGGGCACGGCCAUCCAUGGGCUGGAGGAGCGAGAGCUGGACACGUUCAAGAACCCCACCCGCAGCCUGGAUGUGGUGCUGCUGAUGGGCACGGCGCUGGGCCAGAUGGGCAUCUCCUACUUCUCCAUCGUGGCCAUCGUGGCCACUCACCCCCACGAGCUGCUCAACCGCCUCAUCCUGGCCUACUCGCUGCUGCUCAUCCUGCAGCACAUGGCCCAGAACCUCUUCAUCAUCGAGGGCCUACACCGGCGCCCACUCUGGGAGGCGACCCCUGAGGGCCGGGCGGGGAAGUGGGAAGCCGAGCCGCCUCGCAGGGGCUCCCUGCUGGAGCUGGGCCAGGACCUGCGGCGGGCCUCGCUGGCCUACAUCCACUCCUACAGCCACUUCAACUGGAAACGGCGGGCCCUCAAGGAGAUCUCCCUCUUCCUCAUCCUCUGCAAUAUCACACUGUGGAUGAUGCCUGCUUUUGGCAUCCACCCGGAGUUUGAGAAUGGGCUGGAAAAGAAUUUCUAUGGCUACCGGACGUGGUUCACCAUCGUCAACUUUGGCCUGCCUCUGGGGGUCUUCUACCGCAUGCACUCAGUCGGGGGGCUGGUGGAGGUCUACCUGGGGGCCUGAGGGUGCCCAGGAACCCACCCCCGGCAGAACCCCAAAGUGCCAAGGCUGGGGAGAAUGUAUCCCAGUCUCUGAGUAGAUGCCCUAUUCCAGGGGGACCUAGACCAGCCUGGGUUCCCCAAAGCCUCCUCUUCCCCAGAACCUCACUGAGCAGGGGUCACUAUCUGCAGCCCAAGACCAAGGGCAGGGCCUGGACACCGAGCUCCUGACGCCCAUGCACAGGACUGAGCACAUGCCUGCCUCCUGCUCACCACAGCCAGUGUGGCCCAGGCUGCACCCCAGGAAGCCCCCACAGCUACUCUCUGGGAUGGUCAGACCUGGGGAGUUGGGGGAGGGGCAUCCCUACACCUCCAGGCCUCGGGGGGUCUGCCUCUUGCAUGGUCCAAGCUCAGCCCAGGACAUCUGGAAGCUCGCAGCUCGACAGGCAGCACUGCCCCUCUGUCCCCACACACCCUGCCUCCUAAUGAGCUCGUUAAUUAGCUGCCAGGCCGGGUUCAACAGCUCUCUCCUGCUGCCAUAAACCCUGUUUGUUUGAUCGAUCACA